UAUAAGUCUGAAGUUAACUAUUGGCAGUCUAUAUUUCUAUAGUCAAAGCAAUCAAUGGUGAAAAUUAAGCAAUAAACUCGUGUACUGGAGUUCCUACAUAUGUAUAAGCAAUGACAUGGGCUUCAGGGGACGCGUUAUUAGCAUUCUUCUUUAUUUUAUCGCACAAACAACAGUCUGUUCUUUUCGGCUGAGCUGCCUGUACUAAUAUUAUUUCCCUUUUCUAUACGAAAUCUACAGCUGUGUGAACUUCCAUUAAUUGUAAAAUAAGCGUUUUACUAAACGUGGUCGAGGACCGAAUGUCGCAAUAGUGUUGACUAUGUGCUCCUCGAACACAACCAUGACACAAUUAAACGGGGUUACCAAUGAAAAUUUAAGGCGUAAGACUCUAAAAUGCGUAAACUAAAUUCGUGAAAAUUCGCUUAGCUCACUUUUACAAUAAAAGUAUAAUUUUAAUUACUCUUCAUAAAAGACUCUGCCUAUAUGUUUUGUGUCGAUAAAGUAGGACACAUAGAGAGAUUAAUAAGGAUACUUUAUUCAUAAACAAAAUGACGAAAUAUGAAAAACAACUGGAGAGAACGAGCGUACAGAAUGUUUUUAUUACCUCGCUUAUUGCAGGAGGUGCUGCAGGAACGUUUGUUGAUAUUACACUAUAUCCACUGGAUACAUUGAAAACCCGAUUGCAGAGUAAACAAGGAUUUCUUAAAACUGGAGGAUUCACAAAUCUUUACAAAGGAAUUUAUCCAGUUAUAAUUGGCUCAGCACCAACUGCUGCAUUAUUUUUUUUAACAUACGAAGAAAUUAAAACUCUUAUGCAACCCAGGAUUUCCAAAAAGUAUCGUACUUCACUUCACAUUGGAGCAGCAGCAUCAGCAGAAAUGGUAGCAUGCUUAAUACGAGUCCCAGUAGAAGUCCUGAAGCAAAGGAAACAAGCACAAAUAUUAGACAAAAAAUUCCUUGGUUUGAAAUUAUUGUAUCGUGGAUAUUGGAGCACAGUAUUGCGAGACGCACCUUUUAGUAUCGUACAGUUUCCAUUGUGGGAAUAUCUGAAAAUAUCCUAUAGUUCCUAUAUUGAAAGAGAAAUAUAUCCUUCGGAAAGUGCAAUCUGCGGUGCAAUUUCAGGAGGCAUCUCUGCGGCCGUUACAACUCCAUUGGAUGUUGCAAAAACGAGGAUAAUGUUGUCCAGUAAAACAUUGCUUUCAACAGAAUUAACAAUAUCAAAUGUACUUUAUCAGAUAUAUGCAGAAAAUGGUUUUCGAGGACUGUUUGCUGGUUUUGGGCCCAGAGUAAUGUGGAUUACAUUAGGAGGUUUUAUAUUCUUUGGAGUCUAUGAGGAAGCAAAAGUAUUUACACAAGUAAUAUUUCCAAUGCUGAAAUAAAUUAUAUGAGCUUAGUAUGGAAAGGCGAGAUACUUUGCAACAAAUAUGUAUAUAUAUAUAUAUAUAUAUAUAUUAAUAAAUUUAUAAAAAUAUAGUUUAUACUGUUUACAAAACUUGUACAGUUAUUUAUAUCAUGUACAAAAAUCUUGUAAGACAAAAAUACUUUCAUUAGUAAUAUUAAAAUAUAAACAAUUCAGUCUAAUAUUGAUGUAACAAACAUUAAUUCACAGUAAUUCACAUUCAUUUGCAUCGCUUUCUUGAACAUUUAAUAACACUUUACAACUAGUGUCACAUAUGUGACAGUGAUAAUUUUUCUUUUUCUAUACUUGUUUACAUAAACAAAGUCUAUUCUCUACGCAAUUACGUAAGAGAAAAUACAAAAUUGUCUAUGAAGAGAGUUUCACAAACUCUUCAUAAUUUUGUCUCCUUAUUCUGUAACUUGUAACAAANUAUUU
Molecule: messenger RNA, 1831 nt
Organism: Dinoponera quadriceps
Lineage: Eukaryota; Metazoa; Arthropoda; Insecta; Hymenoptera; Formicidae
Product: S-adenosylmethionine mitochondrial carrier protein homolog
Exons: 6
Coding region: 546-1376 (276 amino acids)
Cellular component (GO): mitochondrial inner membrane
Molecular function (GO): S-adenosyl-L-methionine transmembrane transporter activity
Source: RefSeq, a predicted model, not a curated record